CCAGCCCCGCCUGUCCUCCCGCCGGAGAAGGACGAUAGGGAGGCCCGCAGCCAGCCAGUUUCCCGCGCGUCGUGCAACUCCGUGGCCUCACACCCCUACGAGUCCGCAGAAUGGAGGUCAAGAAGAUUGCCAUCUUCGGUGCCACGGGCAGGACCGGGCUCACCACCCUGGCGCAGGCGGUGGAAGCAGGUUAUGAGGUGACAGUGCUGGUGCGGGAUGCCUCCAGGCUGCCCCCAGAGGGGCCCCAGCCAGCCCACGUGGUAGUGGGUGACGUUCUGCAUGCGGCCGAUGUAGACAAGACCGUGGCUGGGCAGGAUGCCAUCAUCGUGCUGCUGGGCACCCGCAAUGAUCUCAGUCCUACUACAGUUAUGUCCGAGGGCGCCCGGAACAUUGUGGCGGCCAUGAAGGCCCAUGGUGUGAACAAGGUCGUGGCCUGCACCUCGGCCUUCCUGCUAUGACCGACCAAGGUGCCCCCGAGACUGCAGGAUGUGACCGAUGACCACAUCCGGAUGCACAAGGUGCUGCAGGAGUCAGGCCUGAAGUACGUGGCCGUGAUGCCGCCACACAUAGGAGACCAGCCACUGACUGGGGCCUACUCAGUGACCCUGGAUGGACGAGGCCCCUCAAGGGUCAUCUCCAAACACGACCUGGGCCACUUCAUGCUGAGCUGUCUCACUACUGAUAAAUACGACGGGCACAGUACCUACCCCUCCCACCAGUACGACUAGGGAUCUGACCGCAUCCAGGAGGAUGGCGUUCUGAGAAAUGGAGAACAGAGGAAAGGAGCAAUAAAUCUUGAGCCCAGAGCUUCACGUUAUUCUAGAA
Lynx canadensis (Canada lynx) is the source of this 825-nucleotide messenger RNA. RefSeq names its product biliverdin reductase B (gene BLVRB). The record is from RefSeq and is a predicted model, not a curated record. Lineage: Eukaryota; Metazoa; Chordata; Mammalia; Carnivora; Felidae.